AUGCCUGAUUGGUAUUUGCUUUUUCAUUUUCUCUCCUCGCUCCCGUCUCCGCUAAACCAACCAAUCCUCAUUCUUCGUCUCUGCGCCUUCGCCUAUACAGUUUCCUGUUCACCCUGCCAGACCUCGCCGAGUCGGAUACAGAUCCUGAAAAAGUACUGCCAGGCCGAUGUGGCUGUCAAGGCCAGGGUCAUCAGCGCAACGCCCUUCGGAAAUACUUCCAGCCUGGUGGUCACCCUUGACAGAAAUAUGGAGCGUCUUCUGCUCCCACCGGACAUGAGGCCUUCCAAGAAGGCCGACAACACUGCCGAGGAGAUGCCCUCUCCGGGCUUUCUUGAUACCAACGAUGAGCGUUACCUCUCACCCAAUGGAGUGCGCAAUGCGAAUGCUAGAGAAGUUGUUCCGCUAACUGCCAAAAACAGUCAGAAACCGACUGAAGGACCACAAAACGACAGCAGUUCAGAAUUUAAAAUGCAAAGGUAUGAUUAG
Molecule: messenger RNA, 486 nt
Organism: Dibothriocephalus latus
Lineage: Eukaryota; Metazoa; Platyhelminthes; Cestoda; Diphyllobothriidea; Diphyllobothriidae
Source: the annotation of a GenBank genome assembly